AUGAAAAGAAUUAAUUCAUUGAUAAGUGAUAAAAAGAUGGUUCCAUUUGGUGGUGAUGCAUACGAAUAUAUCAAACUCACUAAAACUAAAACCCCUGAAAAAGGUGAAAAGAAAACAACUGCUCUAGAGAGUAAUCAAAUCAAUACUAUCUCAAUUGGUAGUGAAGAAGAAGUCAAACCUAAAUUAACAAGAAGUAAAGAAAAAAAAAUGAAAGAAGAAAAAGAGUUAAAAAAAUAUAAAGAACAAACAAGUUCAAAUAAACUUCAAAUUCGACAAGUAAUUACUAAAUAUAUUCCUGGAUCAAGAAUGGUUCAUUUAAGUAAAACCUUCAAAUAUUUUGUUCCAUCUACAGAGUUAUUCUUUGAAAAUUAUCCAAUUGAUAAAAACAUGUAUUUGGUUCGUUGGGAUAAUUACUCAUUAUUAGAAGCAACAUGGAUCUUAGAGUCAGAAGUUAAUGAAAAAAUUGAUAAAAAUGGAUUGGUCAAAAGGUUUGAAGAGUGUUGGACUUUAGACAAAUCAUGUGUCUACAAUGAUUGUUUAUAUCCACGCCAACAACUUCAUUUAUAUCCUUUUUUAGAAAAAAUUGUUCCAGCUAAGUUAUUAGUUCCAACAAAAAUUUUAAUGGAAUUACCACACACAGAAAAUGCUGGAGAAAAGACAACUAUGUAUCGUGUAAAAUGGCCAGGGACAUUUGAGUUAUUUAUUAGUGAGGAACCAGAUACUUUUUUUACAAAUGAAAGAACAAAACAAUUAUUAGAUCGAUGGAAAUUUAAACCAAAAGAAUUUCCCCUUCAAUUGACACCAUCACAAUCAGACUGUUUAUUGGCAAUAAAAAGAAAUGUUUCACAACGUUAUGAGACAUUGAUAUAUGGAGGAUAUGGUAAAAGAACAACUGUUUUAUGUUAUUUAUUGUUUAGAUUAAGAACAUUAAAUUAUCCUAAACCACAACUAAUUGUGUGUGAUGAAACUUCUUUACCUUAUUAUUAUAACCAAUUACCAUUUCUUUUUCCUGGAGUUCCAAUUACUUAUAUCGUUAAUCCUUCUAACGAUUCUCAAAUAGAAACUCUUUUUAAUUUAGAAUUAUAUGAUGAUGAUGAAAAUGUAAAACCACAACUUGUUCUAUUCUGUUGUAAAACUUUUUCAUUUAAAAGAUUUGUAAAAUUUGAUUGUGUAUUGGUCGAUGUUCAAAAAGAAGAAAAUAUCAAUACAAAAUUAAUUCGAACAGGAAUUUGUGAUCAUUUAAUUGCUGUUGUACGUGAGGGUUGUGAUAUGAAACAACUUAUUACAUUCUUAAAAGGAAGGUCUAAUAGAAAAUUAAUCGAGGUUGAAAUGAAAAAAGAAAAUAAACCCCAGCUGAGUAGAUUGUUUUUAAUGUUAAAACAACAUACAAAACAAUCAUCAAUUUAUCAACAAACAGUCUCUGAUUUAAAGAGAACAAAAAGUGUAAAUGCUUUAAAUGAAGAUCUAAGUAGAGUAAUGCUCUUUCCUAAUAUCAGUACUUUUGGAAUUCAAAUAAAAGGAAUUAAGAUGACAACUGCAGAAAAAAUUGUUCGUGGAUUAGUUGAAUUAAAUAAAAAAGUUGUUGUAGUUUCAACAAUUCCACAAAUGAAUGAGGCACUAUCACAAACUUUUAAAUGUAAGGUUAUCAGAUGGGAUAACUUAAUUUCUACUAAUAAAGAUAUAAGUUUAGCAUUCAAAGAAACAUUAACAAAAGACGAAAAUAAAUUAGCAAGAAAUGUUGUUUGUUUAGACCCAAAUUCAUAUGAGGAGGGUGUUGAACUUUCAAUUGCAGAUUAUCUUUUAAUGCUUGAUGAUGACUAUACUAUAUCUAAAAUUGAUGAACUAUGUCAAACACGAAGAAUAGGAACAGUAAAAGACUUAAAAGUUAUUUACAUUGUAAUAGAAAAUAGUUAUGAUGAAACAAAGGCACUUUCUGUAAUAACUAAUAAAAACACAACCCCACCAAGUAGAAGUAAUGGACUAUCUCAAUCUCUUAAUAACAUAACAAAAUUCUCUGAAUAUGGAAAAUGUUUAGAAGAAAUAAUACAAGCUAAAGAAGGGAUUACUGUUCUGAGAUUUAGGACUGAAGAAGAAAUUAAUACUUUUAAUAAAACAAAAGAAGAAGAACCUCAGAAAAAACAAAAAGAAGAAACAAAGAAGAAAACAGAACCUGACAAUGAAAUUAAAAAAAGGAGUCAAUCAUCUGUUGAAAAGAGGCCAUUGAAAAUCCUUAUGACUAAAGAAGGUAUAAAAAAUAUUGGAAAUGAUUAUUUAGAAGUUGUUGAUGAACACAAUAAUGAAAAUAGUAUUAAUAGUAAUGAUCAAAGUCCUAGUGAAUCAGGUGAAGAAGAAUCGGUUGAAAUUAUUGAAACAACAAAAGUUAAAUCUACUCAUAAAGAAGAAGAGGAUAAAAGAAAAAGAAGUAAAAUUGAUGAACAUACCAAACCAGAUGAGUAUCAACCUAUUGAAGAAAGUGGUGAAGAAAGUAUAUGUAAAGUUAUUAAUAAAGAAACUCAAAAAGUCUUAGAAAAACUUGAAGGUAUUAUUUCAAAUGAACAAGUUAGUAGUGAAGAGUGUCAAAAAGUAAGCCAAUUGAUUAUAUCGUUACUUAAAAGAUUUGGCAAACAUUAUGAAGAUUGGCCAAAAGGAGUAUUUCAAAUAUUUAGCACAAAAACACAACGACUUUUAUCAUCAGUUAUGAACGAUUUGAACAAAAUAAAAAUGAGCGAGGAAAUUGAAGACAGCCAUGAAAAUUAUCAAAAAGUAAAACAAGCUAUUGAAUCGAUUAAAAAAGUAGAAUUAAGUCUAGGUAAUGUUCAGCCUUGUGAAUGGGGAAUUCCCUGUGACUUGUUGUUAUUAAAAGAAGUAAAAAAAUAUGGGUUAGAAUCCCCAAAGUUAUGGCUUCAGAAUGAUAUAUUAAAUUUCAUGAUACAUAAACUUGGAAUAUUAGAUAAACAACAACAAAUUAACUUCGUUCUUGAACGAGCUAAAAUACUAAUUAAUUCAUUAAAAACUCAGUCAUCAAAUGAAUCGAAAGAAGUUGAUGAAUACCAUAGCAAAAGAGGAGUAUCUGAAAUGAUGUUAAGUGAAAUAUCUGAAAUUAAACCAAUCUUAGCACCAAUAAAAAAUAAAUGUAAUAAUUAUUCAGUACAUGACAGCGAUAAUAAAAUUACUCAAAAUGAUAGUUCAGAAACAUCAAAAAAACCAAAAAAAACAUUAACACAAAGUAAUAGUGAAAAUAGUUCAGAGUUAUUAGAACAACCAUCAUAUCUCUUAAAAAAGAAAUUAAGCAAAAUAGAAGAGGAUAAAUAA
Messenger RNA from Entamoeba dispar SAW760, 3312 nucleotides. RefSeq lists its product as uncharacterized. The transcript has a single exon. Lineage: Eukaryota; Evosea; Mastigamoebida; Endamoebidae. The coding region runs from base 1 to 3312 and encodes 1103 amino acids. The record is from RefSeq and is a predicted model, not a curated record.